Molecule: messenger RNA, 3019 nt
Organism: Neltuma alba
Lineage: Eukaryota; Viridiplantae; Streptophyta; Magnoliopsida; Fabales; Fabaceae
Product: linoleate 9S-lipoxygenase 5
Exons: 11
Coding region: 143-2755 (870 amino acids)
Biological process (GO): lipid oxidation
Molecular function (GO): protein binding; oxidoreductase activity, acting on single donors with incorporation of molecular oxygen, incorporation of two atoms of oxygen; metal ion binding
Source: RefSeq, a predicted model, not a curated record
AUAAACUCCCUUCGCGAGACAAAUCACAUGGAGGGAACCAGAUGUGAGUAAGUAAAAAGGAAGCCGAUCACCAGCGGGUCAAGACUCCUUCCUUGUAACUACAGAGAGCGAUUUUGAUUAUAUCUCUGCGGCAGAGCAAAUCAUGGGGUUCUGUCAAGUGUUGUGUGUGAAGAACAAGAAGAAAAAUGUUGAGAAGGCGGAGGGAAGCAGGAAGAUCAAGGGGAAAGUGGUUCUGAUGAAGAAGGGUGUGUUGGAUUUCCAUGACAUCAGAGCUUCUGUUCUGGAUAGAGUUCAUGAGUUGCUAGGCAAGGGUGUGUCCAUCCAGCUCAUUAGUGCCGUUAAACCUGACCCAGAAAAUGGGCUGAGAGGGAGGCUGGGAAAGGUGACACACUUGGAGAAUUGGAUCUCAACCAUAUCCUCGGUAACGGCAACAACAGACACAGAAUUCUCACUUACGAUUGACUGGGAUGAGAGCAUGGGAGUUCCUGGGGCGUUCAUAAUCCGAAAUCAUCAUCACAGCCAAUUUUACCUCAAAACGGUCACCUUAGAAGACAUUCCUGGGCAUGAUCCUGUACAUUUUGUCUGCAAUUCCUGGGUUUACCCUGCACAUCGAUACAAGUAUAAUCGUGUCUUCUUCUCCAAUAAAACCUACCUUCCAUGUCAAACGCCUGAGCCACUGCGCAAGUUCAGGGAAGAAGAACUGGCAAACCUACGCGGAAAUGGUUCAGGGGAACUUAAGGAGUGGGACAGAGUAUACGACUAUGCCUACUACAACGAUUUAGGAUUCCCAGAUAAGGGCCCAGAAUAUGCACGUCCUGUCCUUGGAGGGAAGGAGCAUCCAUAUCCUCGUAGAGGAAGAACUGGUCGGAAACCCACCAAAAAAGAUCCCAAAAGUGAGAAAAGAUUGCCUCUUCUUAGUCUAGACAUUUAUGUUCCGAGGGAUGAACGGUUUGGGCACUUGAAGUUUUCGGAUUUCCUAGCCUAUGCCGUAAAAUCCCUUCUUCAAGUACUGCUUCCUGAGAUCAGGUCUAUCGGUGACAAAACUUUCAAUGACUUUGACACCUUCGAAGAUAUACUUAAACUUUAUGAUAGGGGUGUCGAAUUGCCAAAGGGACCUAAACAAAGUAAAAUUAGGGAACGCAUUCCUUGGGAGAUAAUGAGAGAGCUUUUUCGGAAUGAUGGCGAACGAUUCCUCAAAUUUCCAGUACCUGAUGUGAUCAAAGACAACAAGACUGCGUGGAGGACAGACGAGGAAUUUGGUAGAGAAAUGCUAGCUGGAGUUAACCCUGUCAUCAUCAGUCGCCUCCGAGGAAUUCCCCCUGUUAGCAAGCUAAACCCAGAAGUUUAUGGGAACCAGAAUAGUUCCAUUAGAGCUGAACACAUUGAGCAUGAUUUGGAUGGCCUUACGAUACAAGAGGCACUAGACAAGAACAAGUUGUAUAUUUUAGAUCAUCAUGAUGCAUUGAUGCCAUACCUGAAUCGAGUAAACUCUACAGACACAAAGACCUAUGCCACUAGAACACUCUUAUUGCUGAGACAAGAUGGUACAUUGAAGCCCUUGGCCAUUGAAUUAAGCUUGCCCCACCCACAAGGGGAUCGUCAUGGUGCUGUCAGCAAAGUUUUUACUCCAGCACAGGAAGGUGUUGCGGCUUCAGUGUGGCAGCUUGCUAAAGCUUACGCUGCUGUGAAUGAUUCUGGAUACCAUCAGCUUGUUAGCCACUGGUUAUUCACUCAUGCUGUAAUUGAGCCGUUCAUAAUAGCUACGAAUAGGCAAUUGAGUGUGCUUCACCCUAUACAUAAGCUCCUGCAGCCCCACUAUAGGGACACAAUGAACAUAAAUGCCUUAGCACGACAAAUACUCAUCAAUGCUGGAGGCGUACUUGAGAGAACAGUUUUCCCAGGAAAAUUUGCCUUGGAAAUGUCAUCUUUUGUUUAUAAAAACUGGGUCUUCACUGAGCAGGCGCUGCCAGCUGAUCUGCUCAAGAGAGGAGUGGCGGUUCCAGAUUCCAGCUGCCCGCAUGGUCUGAGACUUCUGAUUGAUGAUUACCCAUAUGCAGUUGAUGGACUAGAAAUCUGGGCAGCAAUUGAAAAUUGGGUGAGUGAAUAUUGCUCCUUCUACUACCCAUCAGAUGACAUGGUUGAGAGUGACCAAGAACUCCAAGCUUGGUGGAACGAAGUCCGUAACGAGGGUCACGGUGAUCUUAAGGACGAGCCAUGGUGGCCAGAGAUGAGGACAAGAUCUGAGCUCAUUCAAUCAUGCACCAUUAUCAUCUGGGUAGCUUCGGCGCUUCAUGCGGCCGUCAAUUUUGGGCAGUACCCUUAUGCGGGAUACCUCCCUAAUCGUCCAACUGUGAGCCGAAGAUUCAUGCCUGAACCAGGCACCCCAGAGUACGCAGAGCUGGAGUCGAAUCCUGACUUGGCAUUCUUGAAAACAAUCACAGCCCAAUUUCAAACACUCCUCGGCGUCUCAUUGAUAGAAAUAUUGUCCAGGCAUUCAACUGAUGAGGUGUACCUUGGGCAGAGAGAUGCUCCUGGGUGGACUACAGACGCCGAACCACUGGCAGCAUUCGAAAGGUUUGGGAAGAAGCUGACGGAAAUUGAGAACAGAAUCAUUGAGAUGAACAAAGACGAAAGGCGGAAAAACAGACUUGGACCAGUGAAAGUGCCAUACACAUUGCUUUAUCCCAAUACCUCCGACUACUCAAGGGAGGGUGGACUUACAGGGAAGGGAAUUCCCAACAGCAUCUCGAUCUAAAAUCGCAGGAACAUAAUUUUGCAAACAAGUCUUUCCUAUUUCAGUCAUAGGGGUAGAUUUUUGGGUGUGAGAAAUUGAAAUACUACUACUUUGUUUGUUGAGUGGGCAGUGUGAAGUGUACGUGGGGGUAAGAGACGAGAGAUUGGCGUUUGGGAUUAUGUAUAGAUGUUAUUGGAUAUGUUUAUGAAAUUAUGUAGGAGCAUGUCGUCCUGUUAGAUUUUCCAGCAAGUGGUGGAAAAUUAAUUUAUUUAUUCUUGCAGACAU